GAGCCAGGGAGGAAGGAUGUGACUCUAAGCACGGUCGAAGAGGAAUCUCUUCAAACAUCGAAUUCACAGUUACAAAGAGAAUCCAAGACUACCAUCAGUGCUGAGGCACCAGAAAAUAUAUUUUAUAAAUACUUUCAGUCAUUUUCUUUGGCAAAAAUAAAACAAGCAGCAGACGAAACUGACUCGAGCUACAGGACAAAUCAAAAGCCAGAUCCGCCAAACAAUCCAUUAGUAUCAAAGUCUCUUAUUAAGGACACACAUUUGAAAAUCAACCCAAGGCCAGGAAAGAUGGUUAUUUAUGAUCAAUUACAAUUUCAUGGAAACAAACAUGAAAUCAUGACUGAUGUACCUGAUGCUACAAGCUGGAUUUUUUCAAAAGGAAUUUCACUGAAAGUUGUUAGAGGAUGUUGGAUAUUGUAUGAAAAGCCUAAAUUCCAAGGUCAAGCUUAUAUCUUGGAAGAAGGAGAGAAGGAAUUACAACAGCUAUGGCUCAACCAUGAUUUUCUGGCCAUGGAAUCCUCAGCCCAAAAAAUCGUGAUUGGUUCUAUUAAAAGGGUUACAAAGAAUCACUGCAUUCCAGAGGUUGAAAUCCGGGAGUCUUGCCAAGACAACAUUCCAAUAUUUCUACAGAAUGAAAUUGCCUGCAUAGGGGAAGUUGGAAUUUCAAUCCUUAUGUCUUCUAUCAUUGUCAAUUCAGGAAUUUGGCUUGCCUACAAAAAGCCGAAUUUCAAUGGUCAGUUUACUGUGCUGGAACCUGACAGUAAUCCUGGUGCAAUGUCCAGUGAAUUGAGGUCAGAGCAUGUCAAAUCACUGCGGCCUCUGAAGAUGGGUGCACUGAAAGUAGAGAGUCCUCUGUCUCCCAAGGUUGUAAUAUUUGAGAAGCCAUUCUUCAGUGGAAACUUCAAGGAAGUCUCAAAGGACGUAUUAGAGUCAAAGACACUUUGGAAAGAGGAUGCUGAAAUGAACAAUGAAGACUUUAGAGGCUUUGGGUCAAUACGAGUCAUUGGUGGAGUGUGGGUUGCUUAUGAAAAAGAAUGUUUCAGAGGAUACCAGUACUUUCUUGAGGAAGGGGAAUAUGAAGACUGGCAUGCGUGGGGCGGAUUUAACAGUGCAGUACAAUCCUUGCGUUACAUUCAGGUGGAUUUUAUGCAACCAGUGAUCACUUUAUUUGAACAACCAGAUUUGAAGGAUGGUAAUAAAACCGUUGUCAAUCAUGACGUCCCAGACUUGGAAACCAUUGCAUACGGAACAGUAACUCAAUCAAUUGAAGUGAAAAAUGGAAUGUGGGUGGCAUACCAAGGCAGUAAUUACACAGGAGAGCAGUUUAUUCUUGAAAAAGGAGUCUACAGAAGCCAUGCUGACUGGGGAGGAAGGGAUGGCACCAUCAUGUCAAUACGUCCAAUAUACCUGGAACCCAAUGACAAACCAAAGUUCCAGCUCCAAGCAUACAGCGAAGCUGACUUUCAGGGAACGGGUAUUGAAUUUGUAACAGAAGUUUCUAAAUUAUCAACAUUUCAACUAAAGUCCUUUAAGGUGGUUCGUGGAUGCUGGGUCCUAUAUGAUGAAGAAGAUUUUGAUGGUUGUCAAUAUCUAUUAGAAGAAGGUUAUUAUCCAGAUCUUGGUUCUUGGGGAUGCCUGACAAUGGAAACAAUCCAAUCUCUGAAGCCAAUCACACCUGAUUUCUCUGAACCUUCUAUCAGCCUUUUUACCCUGGAUUCUUGUCAAGGGCGAGAACUAAUUCGUGCAGAGGCCAUCAGUGUCUUACAGAGCAAUAAAUAUUACCAAUACACAAAGUCAAUAAGAGUGAACAGUGGAAUGUGGGUAGUCUUUGAACAUGCUAAUUUUAGAGGAAGGCAGUUACUUUUGGACAGCACUGAAAAUAUCAAUUGGAUUAAAUUUAGUGGAUGGACUUCAGUUGGUUCAGUUCGCCCAAUCAAUCAGUGCCGCGUCUACUUCAGAAUAAAAAACAGGGCCAAAGGGACAUUUAUGACAAUUGAUGAAAAUUUAGAAGACCCCAGGGCAUCAAAGCUGUCUGUCUGUCAGUACAAUGGCAAACCUACACAGAUGUGGUUUUACUGUCGUGGACUUAUUAAAUCCAAGUCGAACAACGCAUGUGUGGAUGUUAUUGGGGGACAAAGAACAUCUGGUACAAAAGUAGCUCUUUGGACGGAGCAUGGGAAUAUUCAUCAGAAAUGGAAUAUCAACAGGAAUGGCACAAUUUCUUCACAUUUGGAUUGCAAUCUGUUACUUGAUAUCAAAGGCGGUGACUACUAUGACAAGUCCCACCUAAUAUUAAACAAUCCACAAGCAGAUCAGCAAACUCAGUUCUGGGACAUUGAAUUAUUGUGAGCUGGGAAACACAAAGGUCAGGUGGAACUGAAAUAUUACUUUACAGAAGACAAGUGUGUUGCAAAUAUGUCCAGCUCAUCACCAGAAUGAGCACCACACAAUUUACACCAUAUGUAAAAUAUUGCACUUUACAAAUCAGCCACAAUUUCAACUAUGCAAUGUAACUAUUUAGAAGAUGUUUGCUGUUUUUGCCAUGAAAUCUAUAAUUUUUUUUAAAAAAAACUUCUCUUUCAACUUACAAACUAAUUAAGAUGAAUCAUGAUUAGUGAAACAUGGUUCUGUUUGUAAAUAGGUUCCAUUUCAAGAUGUGGUAAAACAAGCUGUGAAUGUAAUAAUUCCAAUACAAAAUACUCAUUUCUGAAUUUGUUCAUUUUGUUGCAUCAA
This is a messenger RNA of Callorhinchus milii (elephant shark), 2733 nucleotides long. RefSeq names its product beta/gamma crystallin domain-containing protein 3. Gene Ontology annotation, biological process: lens development in camera-type eye; visual perception. NCBI's taxonomy places the organism in Eukaryota, Metazoa, Chordata, Chondrichthyes, Chimaeriformes, Callorhinchidae. Bases 289 to 2349 code for a protein of 686 amino acids. The transcript has 19 exons. Gene Ontology annotation, molecular function: structural constituent of eye lens. The record is from RefSeq and is a predicted model, not a curated record.